Molecule: messenger RNA, 1341 nt
Organism: Orbilia oligospora ATCC 24927
Lineage: Eukaryota; Fungi; Ascomycota; Orbiliomycetes; Orbiliales; Orbiliaceae
Exons: 3
Coding region: 1-1341 (446 amino acids)
Biological process (GO): carbohydrate metabolic process; fungal-type cell wall organization
Cellular component (GO): fungal-type cell wall
Molecular function (GO): glycosyltransferase activity; hydrolase activity, hydrolyzing O-glycosyl compounds
Source: RefSeq, a predicted model, not a curated record
AUGAUAUCCCGGUUAUCUGCCGCAGGGGGGUCGACUGCUACCCGCGCCCUCUUCGCCACUGUAUUAGCCACACUGGCGGGGUUAACUUCAUCUCAGACCUUUACUUCUUGUAAUCCGCUGUUUGGACAAUGCCCCGCCAACCCCGCCUUAGGCGGCUCCAUGUCCGCAGACUUCACCGGCGGUCCAAACAGCAUGUUUACCCCCAUCCUCUCCACCGACAAGAUCACCUAUACCAACAUCGGCGCUCAAUUCCAAGUCUCAGCAUCCGGCGACUCCCCAACCUUAGCCUCAAACUUCUACAUCAUGUUCGGCCGUGUGAGCGUCACCAUGCGUAGCGCUACAGGUGUAGGAAUCGUCUCUUCCGUUGUCCUCCAAUCCGACGAUCUAGAUGAAAUAGAUUGGGAAUGGUUGGGAGGCGAUAAUGUUGCGGUUCAGAGUAAUUAUUUUGGAAAGGGGAAUACGAAUACUUAUGAUCGGGCGGCGUUUAUAAAUGUCAAUGACCCGCAGGGGACUGAACAUACUUAUACGAUUGAGUGGACGAGUAAGGCUAUUACUUGGAGUAUUGAUGGUGCUGUAAGAAGAGUUUUGACGGCGGAGGCUUCUUCUGGUGGCGGGAUGUAUUAUCCGCAGACCCCCAUGCAGAUUAAAUUGGGAGCGUGGAGUGGUGGUGAUCCAAGUAAUCCCGAGGGAACUAUCAAAUGGGCAGGCGGAUAUACCGACUACUCCCAAGGACCCUUCAACAUGUUCGUCCGCUCCCUCAGUAUCCAAGACUACUCCACCGGCGAAUCCUAUUAUUACUCAGACACCUCAGGUUCCUACCAAUCUAUCCGUUCGAACGGCGGAACCAUCGGCGUUGGCGCUGGCGGGGACCCCGGUGGCAGCGGUACAGAAUACACACCGCCCACAUUAACCAAUAUCCCAAUCAACAACGGAAUCCCGGGUAGUCCAUCGACUGAGACUUUGACGAUAACUAGAACAAGAACGCCUUAUAUUCCUCCCACGAGCGCGGAGGAGUAUUGGGCUGGAACGGGGUAUAGAGUUUCUUCUGCGAGUGAGUAUAAUUCUCCUUCUUCUGUGGAUCCUAAUAUUCCUUACAUUGUAACCGAUUCUCCGGGUCAUAAUAAUAAUGGUGGUGGUGGUAAUGGUAAUGACCCGGGGAAUACGGCACCUGUGUAUAUUGUUACUGCAACCCCGAAUUCAGGAAGUAAGACUAACGGCUUUGGAGGAGGCCGACCCCGGCUCGGGAAUACUGAUCUUUUUGUGAGGUUCUCGGAGUUAUUGUUGAUCCCACCUUAUAUCUUUGCGUUAGGGUGGGGGGUGUUAGGUGCUCUGCUUUUGUAG